AUGGCACCGAGCCACAUUGACAAAGACAUUACUGCGAAUUACGAGAUGGAGAACUUGGAACUUGCAUCCGGAGGGUUCGGCAAAGUAUUCCGAGCCACUGACCGGAAGCAUCCGGAGCGGCGGGUGGCCAUCAAGUCAAUGCUACUUUCCAGCGCACGCCGUCGAGAGAUGUCUGAGAACGAGGUCAAGAUCAUGAAGAGCUUGGACCAUCCGAAUAUCUGCAAACUUUUCGAGACGUACGAGAGGGCUGGGCUUGCGUACUAUGUCAUGGAGCUUUGCGAGGGCAAGGAUCUGUUUGAUCACCGCUUCGAUGUCGACUCACCGCGGCUGGACGAGCCGACGGCCGCAGCGGUCAUCCGACAGCUGGCCAGUGCGUUGCAUUAUGCGCACGACAAGGGCAUUGCCCACCGUGACAUCAAGCCUGAGAACAUCAUGUUCACAUCCCAGGAUCCCAAUUGCACUGACAUCAAGGUCAUUGAUUGGGGUGUCGGCCACGACUUCGGUGAGCGGCGCAUGCGGCACUUUGCUGGAACGCUCAGGUACUGUGCACCGGAGGUGAUGCAAUCCGAAAGCUUCUUGAGACGGCUUUCAUCCUACACGGCUGCCUGUGACAUGUGGAGCGUUGGUGUUGUCCUUUACGCCAUGCUUUCUGGGCGCUUGCCAUUCAGCGGAAAGCAAAAAGAGCUGCUCAAGAAGAUGAAGAAGGAGCAAUAUUCGUUGGCAGGAAAAGUCUGGCAGUCGAGAUCGCAAGACGUCAAGGAUUUGCUUCAGGGCCUGUUGAAGGCCGACCCCAACAUGCGAUUCUCCCCCAAGGACAUCCUCCAGCACCCCUGGAUUACGAACACUGAGAGGCAUUCCGAGAUGCCUGCAGCCGUGGCGCAGCAAGUUCUUGACAACAUGAAGAACUUCAGCCAUCUUGGCCAUUUCUACUCCAUUUGUGUGGCUGCGGUGGUUCGUCAGCUUGGCUCCAAGCACUUGAAUGAGGUGCACCGCAUGUUCUGCAGCUUGGACCGGGAUGGGAAUGGUGUGCUGUCUGUGGAAGAGGUCCAGCAGGGCUUCUGCAACCUUUGCCACGCAGACUCUCCUGAGAUGCAAGAUUUGCUGAAGACCGUGCAGAUGCUUGACAAGGAUGGUUCAGGCAGCAUUGACUAUAACGAGUUUUGCGCGGCUGCGGUUGGCGAGCGAAUCUUCCAGGAGGAGUCGUGGCUGUGGGCUGCUUUCCGUUCCUUCGACACACUGAAGGAUGGCCAGCUAUCGUUUGAGGAGAUUAAAGCCAUCUUUCGGGGUAGCGACGUGAGCCGCGUAUGGCAUGAAGACGUCUUAGAUGCAGCUGCCAGGGAGGCGCUGAAGCGCUUCGAUGUCACCGGUGACGGCGCCAUCGAUUUCGAGGAGUUCAGCCAGCUGAUGCGCCACCACACGGCAGCCAAGAAGUCUGCCGAAGCCGAAAAGCUCCGCCAGGGCUGGUCUUCCGAAGAGCACGACGCGCAAGCCUCCUUGGACAAGUUGGAAUUGCAGCUACAUGAAAUGCAUCCCAGCAGCAUCGAGUCAGGUCAACCAGAUGCAGGAGGCAAGAGGCACAUCACGAUCAUCUUGGUCGUGGGCUAUUCCGCAAGGAGCUUCGGCAAUGCCCGGCGCUACAUGACCUUGGAGCGCAGUGCAUACCUUGACGGCUCUGACCUUGGCCAACGGGCUCGUCCGGUCGAGACGACCUCACUGCAGCCAGAAGACUGUGCCGAUGCGCGUGCAGCAGCUGAUGCCCAGAAGAGGCGUGCAGCCGCACCGAAGAAGGCAGCGGAGGCCUUCCAAGGAGCCUUCGGCGCCACUUCCGGUUCAGUCGGGCCCCAAAGUGAGGCUCCCGGCUUGCCUGACAGGCGGCUCCGGCGCUCUCCUCGACCUAAAGACGAGUCUGCUGCCGGCUUCUGUCGGCCAUCAGCACAUCCCCUGCCGGGAGGACAAGUAUCGGACAUCGAUGGUCGCGGUCACCGCCGCACGCUGGCGAAGGCCAAGAGCAAGCCAGAGAAGACGCUCAAACGUCACGAUCGUCACAAUGAUGUGAAAAUUAGCCGUGAACAGGCGCAAGGCGACUUUCAAGGCAGGGCCUUCUUUGACCAAAUCGUGCAAGCGGAGCACUACGCCAAUCUGAUUGGCAGAUCAGAAAAAAUGGCGAGCCUCUCCGAUGUGCUGAUGUCGGUGCCAGAGGAUGACUUCCCUGACGAGAUUCCAAGAAGCGAGCCGGAGCAUCUCACUGUCGAAGCAAGGGACCAGGCACCGCUGCCCACGUUGCUCGGCUCUCCACGUGGACCGCAGCAAGAAGAAGACAAGGGGAGUGCGCAGCCGUCGUUCGACCCACGCUACUCCUCUUCCAGAUCGCUGGCGGGAAAGUGCAGAUCGCUGAAGGCAUCCAUCUCGCACAUUGCACAGGAGUCCACCUCCUUCGGGCGACUCCUUCGCGAGGCCCAGUCAGCUCUCGAGGCUGCGGGCUCCACCUCUCAGUCCCAGGUCAUGGCCAGGACCAG
Messenger RNA from Symbiodinium necroappetens, 2516 nucleotides. The record is from the annotation of a GenBank genome assembly. Lineage: Eukaryota; Dinophyceae; Suessiales; Symbiodiniaceae.